This is a messenger RNA of Botrytis byssoidea, 1455 nucleotides long. RefSeq lists its product as uncharacterized. Bases 1 to 1455 code for a protein of 484 amino acids. The record is from RefSeq and is a predicted model, not a curated record. The transcript has 3 exons. NCBI's taxonomy places the organism in Eukaryota, Fungi, Ascomycota, Leotiomycetes, Helotiales, Sclerotiniaceae.
AUGUCGAAGCUAUCUGUUCCUUCAAAGCCUGUUGCUCUGUGUAAUCAUGUUUCUAGAGCUUCAGCUUUCUUACUGGAUUGGACGCCCUUCCUCUUAAUCAUCUCUUAUUUUAUCUUCUCAACAUGUCUUUACAUGUUUUGCACGCCAAAGUUGAUAGAGAUUUUCUGGCUUAUCUAUCUUUCUACAAAUUCCUACACAGCAGCCACGAAUGUUAUGGAAGCCAUCUGCAGUCUCAAGCCCAACAGAAUCGCAAGAAAAGCACUUUACAACGUGGAGCAAAAUGGCUGGAAAUUUCCUACUCCCGAUGAUCAACUCUUAAUAUUGGAUCUUGUUAUCGUCGCAUAUCUCCCCAACGAGCAAGAUAUUAUCAUGGAUAGAAUCUAUUACGCUUUAGACCAUAUUGCUUACCCCCAAGAUAAGAUCCGGAUCAACGUAUUAUACAAUACGCCCAAGCCCAUCGAGCCGCUCGAAUCCCAAAUGAAUGACCUCGCUGCAAAAAUUCCUCGCUUGAGAAUAAUCAAAGUACCGGACUCCACUUCCAAAGCACAUAAUCUCAAUUACUUCUUUACCUUAUAUACUGGAGCACAAAUCAUUGCCUUGUUCGAUUGCGAUCACUAUACUCAUCCGUAUGGACCACGAUGGGCAGUCGAGAGAUUUCUAGCCGACGAUGAAGUCGAUUGCGUGCAAGGACGAUGUGUGAUUCAGAAUUCCAAGGCGACAUUCUUGACUGGUAUGAUUGCAGUAGAAUUCGACAAGAUCUAUGCUACAUCCCAUCCCGGGCGCGCUGCCUUAUUUGGCUAUGGUCUAUUCACCGGCUCCAACGGCUACUGGCGCGCCCCUCUCCUCCGCGAUCUCAAAAUGGACGCUAGCAUGCUCACCGAAGACAUCGACUCCGCUCUCCGCGCCCUCUCCCAAGGCGCCACCUGCAUCCACGAGCCCAACGUCAUCUCCUACGAACUGGCCCCCACAACCUUCUCCUCCUUUCUCAAACAGCGUCUCCGCUGGGCCCAAGGCUGGACGCAAGCCAGCGCCCGCCACUGCGCCCUCGCAUACCGCAAACCUCCACACCACACGAAACGCAAUCUGCUCACGCGUUUUGGUCUGCUCUCUCUACUGCUCAUCCGGGAAUUGAGCUACUAUCUCGUGUCGCAAUAUACGUGUUUGAUGAUGAGUUUCCUAAUCACCGGGUUUCCGCGCACAGGAACACAAUUGAAAAAUCUGAUUUUCUUCGAGUUUCCCGCUUCGGAAUGGUUGUUUAUUAUUGGAACCCUCUGCCUAAUCGGCAGCCUCCUAAUAACCUAUUUCAUUCUCUCCGAAUUCGUCAGCAAACGGAUGAUGCUCAAAUUCACGCUUCUCUACCCGCUCUAUCUGAUACUCGGGAGUGGCAUUGGUCUGUAUGGACAUUUUCGACAGAUUGUGCGGUACUCGGCUUGGAAUGCUACAGUGCGGACGUGA